Messenger RNA from Lingula anatina, 1318 nucleotides. RefSeq names its product membrane metallo-endopeptidase-like 1. NCBI's taxonomy places the organism in Eukaryota, Metazoa, Brachiopoda, Lingulata, Lingulida, Lingulidae. Gene Ontology annotation, biological process: protein processing. Gene Ontology annotation, cellular component: plasma membrane. Gene Ontology annotation, molecular function: metalloendopeptidase activity. The record is from RefSeq and is a predicted model, not a curated record.
GGAUGUGGUCGACUUCGAGAUCAGGAUUGCAAAUGCAACAGAUCUACCAGAACAGCGAAGGGACGAGGAAUUUACGUACAACAAGUUGACGGUGGCAGAGCUGUCCACAAAUGCCACAGACAAGAUUGACUGGAGGCGUUACCUGGAGACCCUGUGUCGCCUAGGUAACGCCCGGGUGCCAAAUGUGGUAGUUGUGGAAGCAAUAGACUAUAUGCGGAAACUGGGAGAUAUUUUGCAAGAGACGCCACCUAGAACCAUUGCCAACUAUCUUGUCUGGAGAGUGUUGAAAAAUCUUGUAAUUGCUUUACCAAAGGAGUUUCAACAGCUACAAGAAAAAUUCAAAUAUGCGGUAGAUGGCACCACCCGUAUGUAUAGCAGGUGGUAUAGAUGUGUCACUCUCGUCAACGACAAUAUGGGUUUGGCAGUCGGGAGGUUAUUCGUGGAGAAAUAUUUUGAUGAGGAAUCCAAAACGGAGGCAUUGGACAUGAUUCACAAAAUCCGAAACGCAUUCGUGAAUAAUGUGAAAGAAUCGGUCUCGUGGAUGGACGAAAAGACCAAAGAAGUGGCCACAGAAAAGGCGGCAACAAUGUUAGAGAAGAUCGGCUAUCCACCUUAUGUACUGAACAACAAAGAAUUAAACGCAAACUACGAGCAGUUGACCAUCAGCGCGGACAAUUAUUUUGAAAACAUGUUGGCUUGUUUUCGGCAUACUGCCAUCCAUGAUUUAAAGCAGCUAUCGUUGACACCUAACAGAACUAGAUGGGAAGACAUCAACAUCGUGAUGGUAAAUGCUGCGUAUUCCCCCAACAAAAAUCAAAUUUUGUUUUCAGCUGGGAUGCUACAGCCGCCUUUUUAUAGUAAAUAUUAUCCAAGGUCAAUGAACUUUGGCGGCAUAGGUAUGGUGAUCGGACAUGAAAUCACACACGGACUUGACGACCAGGGUCGUCUUUACGAUAAAAAUGGCAACUUGAGGGAAUGGUGGGAUGAAACAACGUCGGAACGCUUUAAGGAAAAAGCAAGAUGUUUCAUCGAGCAAUAUGGAAAUUACACAGUGGAAGAUGUCAAUAUGAAGAUCAACGGUAAGCUUACGCAAGGGGAAAAUAUUGCCGAUAAUGGCGGGUUAAAACAAGCCUUUCAAGCGUACAGAAACUGGGUCAGUAAGCGUGGGCAGGAAGAGGAGAGACUGCCGGGAUUGAACAUGAGUCACAAUCAAAUUUUUUUCCUCAGUUUUGCACAUAUGCUAUGUGGUCAUCAGCGUCCCAAGUCCACUGUGGACCAGAUUAGAACGGACACUCACACCACCUUAAAAUACAGGUAA